This is a messenger RNA of Physcomitrium patens, 1968 nucleotides long. RefSeq lists its product as uncharacterized. Gene Ontology annotation, cellular component: membrane. Gene Ontology annotation, biological process: molybdate ion transport. Gene Ontology annotation, molecular function: molybdate ion transmembrane transporter activity. Lineage: Eukaryota; Viridiplantae; Streptophyta; Bryopsida; Funariales; Funariaceae. The record is from RefSeq and is a predicted model, not a curated record.
GCUCACCCUGUUGAUGCAACUGCUGUGGGCUACCACCUUCCAUCGUUGCCGAUCCCGCAUUGGAUUCCCCUCGUCGUGCAAUUGUCCGCGGGCUCUUUGUCUUGAGAGCCGAAUCGCUGGAUUUGGUGUUGUGUGGCGUGCGCGAUGCUUUUUGUGUGGCAGUGUUACUGUGCGGAAGUUGAGCCAGAUCUGAGGUCGCGGGCUUUGUGGAGUGUAGGAACGCAUGUGGUUUUGCUUGGGAGUGAGAUUUGAGAGCAAGGGAGGCUUGCAUUGGGGUUUUCUUGCCCGGGGAGGUGGAGAGGGAGUCGGAUCUGGUAGGGAAUCAACAGUAGCGGGAGAGGGGCCGCAUGUGGGAGUCUGAAGCGACAUUUUAGCUUCAGAGGAGUAUCGGCGGUGGUGAUUCCGCCAUGGAGUUUUACUUCUAUGCUGUGUUCGGAAUCCAGGUCAUACUCCUGGUAGCUUUGGAGUUUGGAAAGUCGAGCAAGGACCGGAUUACGACUUCCCCUGCUUUCAAUGCCUUCAAGAACAACUACCUAGUUGUGUACUCGCUUAUGAUGGCGGGAGACUGGCUGCAGGGACCAUAUGUGUACGCUCUCUAUGUCUUUUAUGGAUACAACAAGGGUGACAUUGGAAAGCUGUUCAUAGCUGGAUUUGGAUCCUCGAUGAUCUUCGGGACUGUUGUCGGAUCUCUUGCCGAUCGAUAUGGGCGCAAGAGGAUGAGUGUCAUCUACUGUAUCACAUAUAUUCUGAGUUGUUUCACGAAGCAUUCUCCAGCAUACAGAGUGUUGAUGUUGGGACGUGUGUUGGGAGGUAUCGCCACGUCACUGCUUUUCUCAUCAUUUGAGUCAUGGCUCGUGGCUGAGCAUUUUAAGAGGGGCUUUGAGGCGCAGUGGUUAUCACUCACUUUCUCCAAGGCUAUAUUCUUGGGCAAUGGGCUGAUUGCUAUUCUAGCUGGGCUAGUGGCAAACACUUUAGCGGGUACAUUUGGCUUAGGCCCUGUCUCUCCCUUCGACGCUGCAGCUUGUGUUCUGGCCGUUGGCAUGGCCAUUAUUAUCUCUUUUUGGCCGGAGAACUAUGGAGAUCAGACGGAAGGCAAAAGCUUCACGCAUCAAUUUACGCAGGCAGCUUCAGCUAUUGCUUCUGAUGAGAAGAUAGCCCUUUUGGGUGCCAUCCAGUCUUUGUUUGAGGGCUCCAUGUACACAUUUGUGUUCCUCUGGACACCAGCCUUGAGCCCCAACGAUCAGAAAAUCCCAUUCGGCUUUAUUUUUGCUACCUUCAUGCUUGCCUCUAUGUUAGGCAGCUCCUUGGCAUCUCGUCUCAUGUCACGUUCACACUUGAGGGUGGAGAGCUAUAUGCAGGUCGUGUUUGCCGUCGCUUCGGGUUCCCUCUGCCUUCCAGUUAUCAUCCAAUUCUUUUUGCCAGACUCACCCUCUGAUAGCAUUACCGCUGGGGGGCGACUAAACCUACUUGGUUUCUGUAUUUUUGAAAUGUGUGUGGGAGUGUUCUGGCCCUCUAUCAUGAAAAUGAGGUCCCAGUAUAUCCCUGAGGAGUCGAGAAGCACAAUCAUGAACUUUUUCCGCAUCCCUUUAAACGUUUUCGUCUGUGUUGUAUUAUACAAUGUCAGUGCAUUCCCAAUCAGUGUGAUGUUUGGAAUGUGCGCAAUAUUUUUGGCAGUGGCGGGUAUCUUGCAGCGGCGUCUCUUGAUGGUCUCCGAUAAGCACAGGAGCAGGUCAGUGGAGACGUGGGCGACUGAAAAAGAAAGUGAAGCUGAGCCCCUGAACAUUUAGGUUAGCCUGUAGGUGGUGCCCAAAGUAUAGUGUUACAUACAAAUAGGGGAAACUGUUAAAUCUUGUUGACCCCAGGUUAGCAUUCAUUGGGUGUAAGUGAUUUUUAUUGUGACAUCAAAUGGUAUAGUCUUUGAUUCUGUCAUGGCUUUUAACUCUGUUUUUCAUUUAUUUGAUAACUUUC